This is a messenger RNA of Gossypium raimondii (Peruvian cotton), 1740 nucleotides long. RefSeq lists its product as uncharacterized. The record is from RefSeq and is a predicted model, not a curated record. The coding region runs from base 1 to 1740 and encodes 579 amino acids. Gene Ontology annotation, biological process: DNA integration. The transcript is spliced from 4 exons. Gene Ontology annotation, molecular function: nucleic acid binding. NCBI's taxonomy places the organism in Eukaryota, Viridiplantae, Streptophyta, Magnoliopsida, Malvales, Malvaceae.
AUGGAGAUUAGUGGAAGUAGAGGUGCACAUGAAUUUUCAGAGGAGGUCGUCUGGUUCAUUUUGUGGUUUAAGGUGUUGAAUGGCCUGUUUUUCUGCUUUGUUCCUAUAUGUUUUUCUCGGUUGGGAUCCUUUUUGUUGGAUCUAUUAAUUUUGGGCAUUGAUUUAUCUUCUGACAUUUGGGUCGAUCUUCGCGAACGUUUUUCGCAAGGUGAUCUUUGUCGAAUCUCUGAUCUACAAAAAGAGAUCUAUGCUUUUAAGCAAGAUGAUAAAACUGUCACUGAUUAUUUUACUGAGCUUAAAAUACUUUGGGAUGAACUUUUGCAAUUUCGUCCGCUGCCUUCUUGUUCCUGUCCAACACCCUGUUCAUGUGGAGCUGUUGCUACUGCUCGUAGCUAUCAUAAUCAAGAUUAUGUGAUUAGAUUUUUGAAGGGAUUAAAUGAUUCUUUUUCAGCUGUAAGAUCUCAAAUACUUCUUAUGGAUCCUUUGCCUUCUAUUAAUAAGGCAUUUUCAAAAGUGAUUCAACAAGAACGUCAGUUUACUAUUGCUUCACCUAAAUCCUUUGUUAGCAAUACUGUUCGAUCUGCUUCAGAUUCAUUCCGGAAAUCUUCAACUUCUAGUUCAUCUUCUUCUACCAUUGACAAACGAUGGUGUACAUUUUGUCAAAGGCCUCGACAUACUAUUGACACGUGUUAUCGGAAGAAUGGCUAUCCUAAUGGUGCUAAGCCUCGUGCUCCUAUUUCUCGGGCACACAACAUUAUUUCUGAUGAUCUCGAUGAUUCAAUGGAGGAUUCCAAAUCUGUUGUUCCAGGUGAUUUCUCUCAUGGUUCGAGUUCUGGUGUUAAUCUCACUCAAGAGCAAUAUGAUCAGCUACUUGUCUUGCUUCAGUCUUCAUCCAUGGCCACCAAACCUACUACACCCUCACCAUCCCAUGUCACCAACCAUGUCAUGAAAGAUCCUACAUCUGCUUACUCAUUAGCUACUACAGAUGGUAAUACUUUCUCUCAUUCUUCAUGCAUUAAAUUCUCAUAUUGGAUCGUGGAUACUGGUGCCACGGAUCAUAUUACUCAUUCUUUAUCCUCAUUCACUUUUUAUAAACGUAUUAAACCUAUCUUUGUUACAUUACCAAAUGGAUCCAAGGUUGCUGCCCAUUUUUCUGGUACUGUCAUCUUUAAUGACCACCUUUGCUUGACAGAUGGUUUACCAUCUUGGAGGAUGAUUGGUACAGCUAAGGCACAACAUGGCCUCUAUACAAUGGAUAAUCCUGUUCAGCAUUUUAUUUUUCCCCAACAUCCUGUCACAGCAGUUUCUACAUCUUCACCAGACCUUUGGCAUCAUCAUUUGGGUCACAUCUCUGACUCUCGUCUUAAAUUGCUUACUGAUUCUAUCCCAUCUCUUACCUUAUUUGAUAACUCAGCAUGUAAAACUUGCCAUUUUGCCAAACACAAAAAGUUAUCAUUUCCUGUAAGCCAAACUCGAUCCAAUAAUAUUUUUGAUUUAAUUCAUGUUGACAUUUGGGGUCCUAAUUCAAUUGUUUCACUUCAUGGCCAUAGAUACUUUCUUACAAUUGUGGAUGAUUUCACACGAUACACUUGGAUCAUUUUGCUUAAAACAAAGUCUGAAGUUCGAGGUCAUAUUCAAAAUUUCUUUGCCUUGGCCAACACGCAAUAUUCUAAAACCAUCAAAAUUCUUCGAUCUGAUAAUGGCAAAGAAUUUGAUAUGCCUUCUUUUUAUGCUUCUUAA